Molecule: messenger RNA, 2118 nt
Organism: Sporisorium graminicola
Lineage: Eukaryota; Fungi; Basidiomycota; Ustilaginomycetes; Ustilaginales; Ustilaginaceae
Exons: 2
Coding region: 1-2118 (705 amino acids)
Source: RefSeq, a predicted model, not a curated record
AUGCCUUCUCAUCUUGCCAGCAGCGACGCUCCAAGCUGGAGACGUCCAAAUCAGCCCAAUCCUCCUUCGCAGCCAGUGCUGUCCCACGUCCAAAGAGACAAUCACACACAACGAAAGGACAAGGAGAAAGCCCAGGACAACUGGAGAGCUCAUGCUCAUCCUGUCGCUGGCCCUUCGAGACAGCAUCACCACUCGUCAACGCAUUCCCAGCCUCUCUCCAUCUCUAAUCCCCACAACAAGACCACUCGCGGAUCUGCAUUGUCAGAGCAUCCCUCCGAAGCAAGAUCGUCGCUACUCUCAUCCAGCUUCAAGCGCGAGAAUGCGUCUGUAUUUGAUGCCGACUGGGUACCAGGCCAUCAUCCUCAUCCGGACCCUCACGCUCCUCACGCGAUCAAGCCAAGUGGUAUGGGCAACGGCAUCAUCGGCAGAGCACCUGAAUUCGGCACUUCGCCCACCAAACCCAAAUUCUCUGCUAUUCCUGCUCCUCGUCACCAUUGGCCGCUCUCUUCUUCCCUCGAGAAACCCGAAAACAUCGCCCCAGCCACCCAGUUGCAUCCUCUACGCAUCGAAUCGACCGAACGCUCUCGCUUCUUUCCUACUGCAUCGACGCCGUUCAAGCCCAAUCUGAACGGCCACCCCACUCUGCAAAGCAAGGACCGUGAUGACAAUUGGAUGCUAACUCCCACCAGCUCGCUGCCUAGCAUUCCCAGCACUCCCAAUCACGCACGCGAAACUAGCAGUGAGCGGCUGCUCGCCUCGACUCAAAGACACGAGGCGUUGCUCAACACUCACGCACGCCCCACUCCGUCCAUCCGAGGUCCCGUUGAAUACCUCCAAGCAUCGCUACAGUCGGCGCCUCGAACUCCUAGCCCUGGCCAUGUCAUGGCACGUCAAGACGCUCCUCACACGGGCACCUCCUUAUUCAACCGCGGCCUCAACGUCAAUGUGCAGUCCUCGCCCAAGCGCUCUCCGCUCGUCACUUCGACAUAUGCCCAGCGUCAGCAGGCUGCAAACGGUACGACCAACCCUGUUCUUCUCAGCCCGACCUCAUCGCCAAAGCUUACACAUCGAACCCUCUCGCCAACGAAUCGACAUCCUGCAGCCAUCCCGGAAUCGCAUCUGCACAGCAAUGGAGACAGACUGGUCAACAGCAUCGCUUCCAUGCUACAUGGAGUGUCGCCUCAUCCACGCCCAGCCUCGGCUUCUCGUCGAGAUUCUUUCAACUCGGUCACAUCGGCAGGCGCCGGCCACACUAUGUCGCACUCUCGCAGGAACUCUGCCGUCUUCUCUCCCAACUCACCCAGCGUCUCGACUCGCAUCGGAGUCUAUCGUCCACCGCAUCUGCGGAAUCGCGACAGCGUAUCCGGACUCAAGCCCAGCGUGGCUCACUACGAUCGUGUUCGCACGCCGAGCCUACGAGGCCUUUCACGUUCCAGAGAAUCAUCCAUCUCGCUCAGCAGGCCCACAAGUCGGCCGCCAUCUACUGUCCCCUUCUACCACGCCGAAAGCAUCCCCGAGGAUAGUCAGGCCGAUGAUGUUGCUCGCAUUCCGCUCCGCGGUCGACAAAGCAAUAUGUCGAUUCACCUGCCCGACUUGAUUGCUGAGGAGCAGCAACGCAAUGCGGCCGCAUCGGCUACAGCGCCAGUUUCUGAAGAUGCCGGCACCUUCGCACCCAACACCACGCAUCUCCUCGAACAGCCUCUCGACAGCGCCUCGCUGCUCGCCAAGCUGAGGGCGCAGCUGGUUCGACGCGAAGCUGCCGCUUCCGAUGUGGCUAUUUCCGAUGGUGAUCGCAACUCGGUCGUUGCUGACGACCAUGAGCAGGACUUUUUCGACCUCUCCGAGAUGAUGGAGUAUGGUGCAUCCGAGGGACAUCCCCUGAGCCGCUUCGGCAGUACCUAUGCUAUCGAGAGCCGGCCCCUCGGUGAGGUGUUCGAGAUCGGUGACCUCCUCGGACCAGGACUUGAACACGAUGGUCACAUUAUCCAGAUUGCCGAAACCACUCUUGGAUUUGUGGAUCAGAACGAGGACCUCACCGGCAGCAAACUGGAGGUGAUUCGCAAGCUUGGUGAAGGGAGCUACGCUGUGGUCUACCUCGUCAAGGAGAGGAUCUACUGA